UUAUGUUGGAUUCGGGUUGGAUGUGCCGUCGUCCUCUCCCUCCGCUUCCGCCGCCAUCGGCUCCCUCUCCAUUGCCCGCUGCAGUCAUCUUCUCCCUGCGCAAGCUUCUCGAGCAAUCCAUCACCACCGGCCGCAGCAUACCUUCGACGUCCUCGUCGCAGCCUAGCAGGAGCUCGAGCCCUUCGAUUCCCUCGUGGUGAGAAUACGCCGACGUCCGGUGGCUGGUCCAUUUUUAAGGGUUACGGCUUUGGGUUCGGUUUGCUAAGGAAGUGUUCGACUCGAUUGAGCAAUUGAACCGGACGGGAAACCGGUGCCCCCCCUGUGCAUACAAGAGAGAGACAGACAGACAGAUAGCCUAAAAACAAACCCUAGCUUGGAGCAGCCGGCCCGAACUCCCGUUCCCUUCCUCUAUCUUCUUCGCCUCUCCGUUUUCCUCAUCCGCCGUCUCCCUUCCUUAUCGAUGGCGAUUGCAGCCGCCGACGAAACGGGUCGCAGCAGGGCGUACCGCCUAGUGGCGGCGAAGGGCGAGGACUAGCGGCACGAUCCCUACUCCCUCUUGGGAUCGAGAAACAUAGGCGUAUUUUGGACAUCUGAUGAUGCCAACAGACAUUCAAGGUUAGGGCUGUUAGGGGAAGCUCCAUCCUUUCAAGCUAACAGUGGACUAAAAGAUUGGAACACAACUGGAUCAAGUUUGAUCAAAUCAGUCUCGUUGCUUCAUAUUUGGCCUUCGGAUCUUCUUUUCUGGUGGAGUUCGAACAUCAAUUUUUUAUUCUCAUUGAUCCAAAACAAUGAGAAAACUUUUAUCUACUUGGCACUACAUUCGAGCACCGAUGUAAUGGGCCACUUUUGGACGACCUCCUAACCCUCAUUUUGCAAUUUGAGACAUCUAAGUGGUGAAGAUGCAAGAUUCACGGAUGACUCCACCAGAAGACGCGAUCAACGUUAAACCACAAAAGAAGAAACCAUCGAAAUGGAUGUCUACUGCAGUUCAGAUCAAAGAAGAGUGCUGGGGGAAAAGAAGCUUCCCAUCUGUCCAGCAAGCCACAAAAUGGAUCCAAGAGAGGCCUGUAAAGUGAGUCUUUCCACCAUAUCCGACAGACAGACAGACAGGUCAACUCCUGAUUCUUUGUGUGAUUCCUCAGGAUCCAGUGAUUACUACAGGGCACUAGGGCGCAAAUACGUAUUGCUGGAGGAAGAAAGCUUGAUGCAGAGGUAAACUCUGGAAGAUGAGAAGUUUGCUCUGUUGGAUCAGCUCGUUGUCUUGGAAGGUCUUCUUGAUCCUUCAUCAUGUAGGGGGUUUGUGAAGAGAACACGACCCGACAGGGAGUUUUGUAUGUUCUUAAAAGCCCAAGCUACGAUCUGAAUUGAUGUA
Messenger RNA from Musa acuminata subsp. malaccensis (wild Malaysian banana), 1372 nucleotides. The record is from RefSeq and is a predicted model, not a curated record. NCBI's taxonomy places the organism in Eukaryota, Viridiplantae, Streptophyta, Magnoliopsida, Zingiberales, Musaceae.